AUCCCGUCUGAUUUUCUGUUUACAGACACAUCAUGGAUCUCAAAAACAGGGAAAAGCAGCUGUAAGAAAGGAGCCGGCUUUGUUACAGCCAUAAUCUCGACCAAGGUAAACGCUGUUAGACAUGGCAACUCUCAGCAGUACCAAUGAAGAGACUUUGGAGGAGAAUCAGCACAGUGAAGAUGUAAAGGAGGAACCGAGCGAGCUGAGGGGUCCUGCCCCAGUAACAUCCGAGACGCUACUCCCACAAGAUGUGUUAUGUGACUCUUGCAUGGACAGCCCCAGUAAGGCCCUCAAAUCCUGCCUGACCUGUUUGGUGUCUUACUGCGAGGCCCAUCUGAGACCUCAUCUGGAAAAAGCCAAGUUUCAAAACCAUCGCCUGGUAGAUCCCCUACAUGAGAUCGACUGCAGGACUUGUGAGGUUCAUCAACUUCCCGUUGAACGCUUCUGCUUGAUGGAUGGCUGCUGUGUGUGUCCAGACUGUGAGACACAGGAGCAUCAAGGGCACACGUCUGCAUCUGUGGGGGAGGCACGCAUACAGAUUGAGGCUGAUCUUCAGAAGAAGCAAAAAGAGAUAGGUCAGAGUGCUGCAGCAGCUGAGAAAGUGAUUGAUAAACUACAAAGCAACAAUGAAAUAAUCAAAUCUUCGGUGCAGGAGGUUUGUGUUAUUGUUGAAGAGCAGUUCAGCAGGCUACUGAUGACUGUGGAGGAGGCCAGAAAAGGGGCGGCGGAGGUGCUGGAAGGAGAGAAAAGACGGGCACUAAAACAGGCAGAGGGCAUCCAGGCACAUCUGGAGCAGAAGAGAACAGAGCUGAUGAAAACUUUGGCUGAAAUGAACAAACUGUCCAAGUGCAAGUCUGAUGUUGACUUUCUGCAGGAGUACUCAGAGUGGAAGAAACGACCAGCAGAUGUGUGUCUGCCAACUGCAAAUGUCAAGCGCAUGGACCAUCUGACCUCCUAUGUUCAAGUAGUGACUGAUGCCACACAAGAGCUGUGUGACCUGGUUUUGUCUUCAUACAGGGAAAAACUCGACCUGGUGUGGAAAAGUUGUACCAAAUCCCAAAUGCCGGAAUCUCCAGCUUCAUCCCUGCCUGAUCCUGAGACAAGAGAGGACUUUUUAAAAUACACCAGGAGUUUGACCUUUGACCCGGACACUAUCCAUAAUUUCCUUCGUGUGAGGGAGGACAACAGAAAGCUAACCAACACUAGCCCCUGGCAGCACAGCUACCCAGACCACCCUGCUCGCUUUGAGUACUGGCGACAGGCGAUGACUGUGGAGAGCCUUUACCUGGGGAGGCACUAUGUUGAAGCACAGCUGAGUGGAGAAGGUGCGCAUGUAGGUGUUACUUACAAGAGCAUCGAUCGAAAGGGGGAGCAAAGCACCAGCUGCAUUACUGGGAAUGACUUCUCCUGGUGUGUUGGAAGGAACAGCAGAGGUUUCUUUGCCUGGCAUGAUGGUGUGGAGAUUUGCUUGGAAGUCACUGAUACAACAAAAAUUGGCUUCUAUGUUGACUUCGAGAGGGGCACUGUCUCUUUCUAUGAUAUCACUGGUCCUAUCAAGCUUCUCUGCAAGUAUGCAGCUAAUUUCACAGAGCCCUUAUAUGUUGUCACCUGGCUAUCAAAGAAAGACAAUGUGGUUUCUCUCCUUGAUGCAAAGUGAUGCCACUUCUCAGAGUGUAAUCUACCUUUACUUGAGCUCUUACAGAAAAAGGUGGGGCUUUAUGGAUGUUUUUUAAGGUUACAUAACAAGGUACAAAAGUUAAGGCACAGAUGCAAGAUUUUUUACAUGCAUGUCAUUGAAAGUUAAAUUUACUACCAUCUAGUGGUGACUCCGUUGCAUGAACCAGUGCAGCAGAUGUGUUGACAGUUUACUGCGGCUUUAUUGCAGCUUUAUUGCUCUUGAAUGUGAUAUGAAUGAGGGGAAAAAGCACACAAAUCUCAGGCAAUAAUUAUUUUAUUUGUCUAAAGUCCAUUUGGUUGUAAAAAUGUAUUUGCAACACUGAAUUAUUAUGAGGCCAACAGAGGACUUAUUGUUUCACAGGGUUAAUAAAUCCAUCAAUUUAAUACCUUUGAAACAAUUUGAGAACAUUUAUUUUAUCAAGCAUUAAAAUCAGUUUCAUUGUCAUCAUAGACUGGAUUCACAAAGUGCACACCUGACUGGGUCAUUGAGAUUGAAGUAUUUGUUUCAGUCCCAUACAGACCAGGAAUAUCAGGCAUCAUGUUGGGCCUGUCGAACAUGGGAUUGUCAUAGCCAUGGUCAAGAGUCCCACCAAGCUCUCCAACGUCACUGUGUCUCUUAAAUCGACUCAGGGAUGGCAUUGAAGGCAUAGAAGGCAUUGAUGGCAUAGAAGGCAUAGAUGGCAUAGAAGGCAUUGAUGGCAUUUGUACAAACCCUUUACGAAGCAAUAUAACCAAAAUGACGAUGAGUAAAAUCAAAAUGAAAACUCCAAAAACAGCUCCAACGACAACCCCAGCAUUGCUUCCAGAAUUAUUGCUGCUGCCCCCCGAGGAAGCUUGAAAUUCAGCUUCAGUGAUUCCCAAGCUGGAGCCAUGAGAACUAGCAUCCUUCACUAUGUCUCCGGCCAGAUUUUCUGCCAAUGUUCCCUUGUCUCCGUCCAGGAUAACCACCUGAAUCUCAGGUGUGGUGCCAAAAGGGAUGAUCCUCAGCAACUCCUGUGACUUGAAGACUUUAGACAUGCCUAGCUGGAUGGAUUUGUAUUUAGGUUGGAUGAGAAAUAGGUGAUGGACCCGUUGUCUGUAGUUCUGUAAGUUGAAGGUCGUGGAGAACUUGAUUGUCACAAUUGCACCACAAACUUUACAGCAGUGUCCAACAGGGAGGAGUGCUGUCUUACAGUUCAGAGAGCCACAUUUAACAGUGCCACAGAUCCGCAUGUGGUUUACAGAAUUCCCACAUUCACAGCCGGAAGGAUCCCCACAACCUUGGCUUCCGACACCUACUGCAGAUGAACCGUGAAACUGCAGCUGGCCUGAGCACGAGCUGAGGUACUUGGAGAACUCGGAACUGCUUUCAAACUUCUUCCCAAGCACAGACACAGAUUUGACAGGGAUGUUAGGCAGAUUUGAGCUGGUGUCCACUCUGAAAGAGGAGCGAUCUUUGAAAACCACAUCAUCAUGCUGGCAGGGGACGCUCUCCUCGUGAACAGAGAAUAAGACUUGCCCAUGCAACAGGUCAUCCAGGGUUGCAGCUGCCUGCCACAGAGCUGGGUUGAACCACUGGAGAGCCUCUGAAUCUUUAAACUUGGUUGUAACACCCUGCCCACAGCCUGGUUCUUGUCCACUCACCACAUAAAAUCCAGCUCCAGAAUUCAGAAUGAACUCCCCAUCAACCGGUAGCCUCAUCUCCCUUACAGCGUGUGAUGUCUCCACAAACACAGACACUUUUCUCUGAGCUGGAAACUGAACUGUGUCGCUGCCACAUGGGACAUCAUCUUUGUCCCAGUUGGUCUUGUUCUCAAAGUUGGUGUCAGGAAUCCACUGUUUGUACAGGGCACUUGCUGCCCCGAUAAGACAGAGGAGAAGAAGCAGGUCUGAUGUUUUCAGCAUCCUGAGUGUUUGUGACAGACUUAGAGAAUAUUUGAUGACCUUUGUUUCUGACCGUGUGACUAACACGAGUGCACACAGCUCAUCAGUUAAACUGAAUUUGAUGACCAUAAAAACCUGCACAAACAGGUGACCUGUCAAAGAUUUACAAGUUCUGUUGUAACACUCCUGCAAAUUGUAUCGUUCAAGCCUUUUUCCCUUUGUUUAGUUUGCUUGUCAAAAUAUCUGAAACACUCAAAGUAAUUUCUAAAAUUUGUGUUGAUGCUUUGUCUCAUACUUUUUAUCAUAACAAUGUUUUGGAGAACCAAAACUUUUGCUAAGUGCUCCUGGUAAAUGAUUAGGAACUAAGGAGUUCUUGAAGCUUGCAGGGAUAACACUUCCAAAGAUCCCACUCCCAAUCAGUUCUAUGAUCUCCCUCAGUGACUUUGGAGUCAGCCAAAAAACUCUGUUAAAGUGUUCCCCAUGCACUUUUAUCCAGUGCUUUAAGUGUGCCAGUACAUGCUGCAGUAUCCGUUCCUGUCCUGUAUUACUUUUUAUCUUGGUGUUUCAUAAUGUCCCCUAAAAUAUAUAACCCAUGGUGUCUAGUGAAAGCCUGAUGACUUCUUUGCACCACACACCAAAGCUACUGUAUACAUUUUACCUGAUGGAAAACGGUAUAUAAGGGCAUGGCAAUGCAGAAGUUCUUAGUUUGUGUAACACAAGGAAGUAGGUUUUUCAAUAAAUGUAUGUUGUGAAAAUCA
Molecule: messenger RNA, 4298 nt
Organism: Notolabrus celidotus (New Zealand spotty)
Lineage: Eukaryota; Metazoa; Chordata; Actinopteri; Labriformes; Labridae
Product: tripartite motif-containing protein 16-like
Exons: 7
Coding region: 122-1657 (511 amino acids)
Molecular function (GO): protein binding; zinc ion binding
Source: RefSeq, a predicted model, not a curated record